Molecule: messenger RNA, 888 nt
Organism: Trichomonas vaginalis G3
Lineage: Eukaryota; Parabasalia; Trichomonadida; Trichomonadidae
Product: protein of unknown function, DUF4106 family
Exons: 1
Coding region: 1-888 (295 amino acids)
Source: RefSeq, a predicted model, not a curated record
AUGAAAAGAUUAUUUAAAGAAGUAGAUGAAGAUAUGAAUGAAAAUUCUGAAAAAUUAAAUUCUUCACUCAUUCUUCCUUUUAGCAAAGAUUACGAAUUUUGUUCAAAUGGUGUAUAUUUCUAUUGUGGAAAAAUGGGCUCAGGUAAAACAUUUAAUCUCAUUCGUCAUAUUCUCAUAACAGAACGUUUAGGAAAUGACUCAUAUUAUGACCAAAUUAUAAUUUCUUCAACUUCAGAUUCAAUGGAUUCAACAGCUAAAACAUUUAUGUCAAAAGUUCAAGCCUCUGUAGUUAAAGUUCCAGAUAGCGAGUUAAUUUCUUUUCUACAAAGAUAUAUAAGAAGAAAGAAGAAAUAUUAUGCUAUAGUAGAAUUUAUUCAAUCUGGUAUGUCAAAGACUUCUGAAGAAAUGGAAAGAAUUAUUGUUAAACAUCAUUUAAGACAAUGGAAUGGGGAUUACGAUAUGAAACGACUUACAAAUUAUAUUUUAUCAAAACUUUCAAAAUAUCCAUUCAAAAAAUAUCCUUCAAAUACUUUGUUAGUUUGCGACGACUUUGCUGGGAAGGGUUUAGUUUCAAAACCAGACUCACCAUUAGCGAAUCUCAUUACUAAAGUAAGACAUUACCAUUUAACUGUUGCAAUACUUAUGCAAACAUGGCGUUUUCUUGCUUUAAACAUUAAACGUCUCAUUACUGACUUCGUUAUCUUUCAAGGUUUUUCAAAAUACGACAUUGAAUUAAUUUGGAAACAGUCCGGAAUAACAUUACCUUUUGAAGAAAUUUGGGAAGCAUAUAAAUCUUUAAUUUCUCCACGUUCAUAUUUAGAAAUUCAUGUCAUGACUAAUACAAUAAAUAUUAAAAAUAUACCUUGGGAAAGACCUACAUUAUUUUAA